Molecule: messenger RNA, 1982 nt
Organism: Enhydra lutris kenyoni (northern sea otter)
Lineage: Eukaryota; Metazoa; Chordata; Mammalia; Carnivora; Mustelidae
Product: oviductal glycoprotein 1
Biological process (GO): carbohydrate metabolic process; chitin catabolic process
Cellular component (GO): extracellular region
Molecular function (GO): chitinase activity; chitin binding
Source: RefSeq, a predicted model, not a curated record
AUGGGCAGACUGUUGCUGUGGAUUGGCCUGGUUCUUGUGCUGAAACAGCACGAUGGCGCUGCCUACAAACUGGUGUGUUAUUUCACCAGCUGGGCACAGGGUCGCGCCAGCCCUGCCUCCGUCUUGCCCCAGGACCUGGACCCCUUUCUCUGCACCCACCUGAUAUUUGCCUUUGCCUCAAUGAACAACAAUCAGAUUGUUGCUAAGGAUCCCCAGGAUGAGAAAACUACGUAUGCAGAGUUCAACAAACUCAAGCAGAGGAACGCGGAGCUGAGAACACUGCUGUCCAUUGGUGGGUGGAAUUUCGGCACUACCAGGUUCACCACUAUGCUGUCCACAUUAUCCAACCGGGGAAGGUUUAUUGGUUCGGUUAUAUCCCUCCUGAGGAGACAUAAGUUUGACGGUCUGGACCUCUUCUUCUUGUACCCUGGACUGAGAGGCAGCCCCAAGAGUGACCGGUGGACUUUCCUCCUCUUACUUGAAGAGCUCCUGUUUGCCUUCCGGCAGGAGGCGAUGCUCACGGCGCGUCCCAGGCUGCUGCUCUCUGCCGCCGUCUCUGGGGACCCACAGAUCAUCCGGACGGCUUAUGACGUGCGCCCUCUAGGAGGACUCCUGGAUUUCAUCAAUGUCUUGUCUUAUGACUUUCAUGGAAGCUGGGAAAAGCUCACAGGGCACAACAGCCCCCUGUACUCUCUGUCUGGAGACCCCAGCUCUUCGGCGUACACCAUGAAUUACUGGCGAAAGCUGGGGGCGCCCCCAGAGAAGCUCCUCAUGGGCUUCCCCACCUAUGGGCGUACCUUUCGCCUCCUUAAAGCCUCCAAGAAUGGACUGCAGGCUGAAGCCGUGGGACCUGCAUCUCCAGGAAAGUACACCAAGCAGUCUGGCUUCCUGGCUUAUUAUGAGGUUUGCUCCUUUCUCCAGAGAGCGACAAAGCACUGGAUUGAUUUUCAGCAUGUCCCCUACGCCUACAAGGGGAAGGAGUGGGUUGGCUAUGAUAAUGCCAUCAGCUUCAGUCACAAGGCAAUGUUCAUAAAGAGAGAGAAUUUUGGGGGAGCCAUGGUGUGGACAUUGGACCUGGAUGACACCAAGGGUGCUUUCUGUGGCACUGGCCCUUUCCCCCUUGUCAGCAAGUUGAAUAGUCUCCUGGUACAGAAUGAGUCCAGCUCAACUCCUUCACCAAAAGUUUGGUUCUCAACUGCUAUGAAUUCUCCAAGAACUGGCCCUGAAAGGCCAGCUAUAACCAAAGCUUGGACCGCUGAUAUGAGGAUUUCAUUCCCAGGAGGAAAGUCUCUGGCCACUAAUACCCAUGGAAAGUUUCAAAAUAUGACUACAAGAAACAGAGGUGGGACUGUGACCCCUACAAGGGAAACUGAGUCCUUUGGAAAUUUCACUGUAGCUCUGGAAGGGAGGAUUGAGACCGUUGGAGAAACCAUGACCAGUGGAGAGACGACUAUGAUUCCUAAUUAUUUUUGGACCUCUGGAAGAACCAUGCCCCGUGGAAAGAGGGCUAUAGACUCUGAGAUGAUGACUAUCCCCUCUGGAAAGAUGACAGUCACUCCUGAUAGGCAGACCAAGACCCUUAGAGAAGAGAAUUUUAUUUCUGAGGUGGACACUGACCCCCUGUUGGAUUAUGUUGUUCCUCACAUGGAAGCUGAAAGCAGGAGGUCAUCCUCUGGUCCUGUCAUAGCCCCAGGACACAUUCCUCUUGCUUUUGACAAUCCCUGUAUUCAUUAUGGAAACAAUUCCUCUGUCAACCUGAUGACCCUUCCAACAAGUGCUCUCUCUCUAAAAAAAGAAAACCCAGAAAAUUCUGCUGUGGGUCAAGGAGCCUAAGCUCUGUUGAAGGCAGAAGCUGGGAAAAGCCCUUGUCUUUUCUUGUAGGGAGCUGCUUUUACCCAGACAUUCAUAAACCCUUCAUGGGUAUGAGCAGACCCCAACAUCAGUGAGAUCAUCUCUUUUCUGUUGAAUAAACUGGAAACACA